UACAAACCAGCAGCUCCCCUCAUCACAAUCACCAGACCUUCAGUUAGCAGCAUCACCCACAUAGAAAUCAAGGCAUCAGGAUAGCGAGGCUCAUAAACCUGCUAGAAAACACUGAGGCCAGAGCGAACGCGAACUCGACAUCGCGCCCAGAAUGCAUUCAAGCCUGCUGAAAUCGGUACUGAAGCAGAACUUUCCCGCUCCAAGUGGUGCUGAGUUAAGAGCGCCUGAAAGCAACGCUUCUAGCACACCAUCUCCAGCCAGCCCGGCCAAGAAGAUGAAGCAAGAGAAGCCUUCUAGCCUCACCAAGACCAUCAAGUCAACCAAGUCAACGACAGCGCCUUCUUUUGACCGAAACAGCAAGAACUUGCCGCGUGCCGUAUGCUUAUGUGCGCCUACGAACCACCCGGGCUCUUUUCGCUGCCGCUUCCACCGCGCGCGAUCAGCCUCCUCGCAAAAAGCCGCAUCGUCGGAGUCUAAGGGGAACGGCAGAGGCGACUGCAGGGACCGUGCUGCGAGGACUUCCAGGCCCAGCCGGUUAUCUGCUGUUUCCGUGCAGGCCGCUUAAGGGCUGCAAAUUGGAAUUGUCAAGACGCUUGCCUCCCCUGGAGUGUCCAUUUCCUGCCUUCGGAUCUCCCAGCUUCGCCCGGACAACCGCUUGCUGUCCCCGCUGCAACAACCUUCUGCCGAUUCUGUUUCAAUCCGUGUAGACUGUUUUCAUGAGCCGCUUGCUUUCAUGCGCUGCAGCACGAUGCCGUGCCAUGGUGCGACGUCAUGCAGUGUUAACCGUCAUACCAUGACAUCCCAUCCCAUCCCAUUUUAUGGCAUGUCAUGUCAUCCCAUCCUAUCAUGUUACAUGUAUCAUUCCAUGCCGUGCCAUAUCACGCCGCGGGCAUCGCACAGCAUCAAGGACGAUGUUCCCUGUACCUAGCAAUUGCACAAGACUCGGCUGGGGCCAAGCAAGAAGGGGUUAGCAGCAGCAGCAGCGCUGCCUGUGCUGCUUUUUUCCUCUUUUCUGUGGCCUGCUGCUCGCUGUCCACUCCAGCCCCUGGGCAUUCUGCUCGCUUCAUGCAGCUUUUUAUGCCAGUCAUGCCGAGUUCAUGCUGUAUGACCUGUAGGUCGUGUUCCAAUGCCUGUCCCUUGUAUAUAUUUCCAGUUAUUUAUUACUGUUGGGCUGAGAAAAAGCCUUAGGACCUU
This is a messenger RNA of Closterium sp. NIES-67, 1194 nucleotides long. Lineage: Eukaryota; Viridiplantae; Streptophyta; Zygnematophyceae; Desmidiales; Closteriaceae. The record is from the annotation of a GenBank genome assembly.